Molecule: messenger RNA, 615 nt
Organism: Histoplasma capsulatum G186AR
Lineage: Eukaryota; Fungi; Ascomycota; Eurotiomycetes; Onygenales; Ajellomycetaceae
Exons: 2
Coding region: 1-615 (204 amino acids)
Source: RefSeq, a predicted model, not a curated record
AUGAUCGCCGGUUUCUUCUUUAUCUGUUGGCGAAUAGGCCAGCUAGUGACCCUAAUCAUACCCAUUGGCAUUCUUUCCUGGUUCGUCGACGGCUUCGUCAAAAACAACCAACUAACCCCAACCUACAUCCUCGUCCUCUUCAUCGUCAGCGUGCUCGGCAUCUUCUGGGCCCUGGACACCCUCAUCCGCCACUCCAACGCCAAACGCUCCGCCCACUUCGUCGCCUUCGUGGAUCUCUGCUUCGUGGGCUCCUUCAUCGCAGGCGUCUACCAACUGCGCCGCAUCGCGAACGCAGACUGCGGCAACUUCCGCUUCGACCCGCUCACGCUAUCGCUGGGGCCCUUCGGCUUCGCGGGUCAGAGCGCCAAUAACCCCCUGGCACGCGAUCCGACCAAGGUAUGCGCGAUGCUGAAGACGUCGUUCGCGUUUGGGAUCAUGAACAUCGGUUCCUUUUUCAUCACGUCGAUUCUGGCGGUGCUCAUGCAUCAUCAUGAGGAAAGGGAGCAUGAGAAGGGCUCGUCGCGCAGGCGGGGAUCACAUUCGAGCCAUCGUGGGCAUUCGGGGAGCAGGCAUCGGAGAAGCAGCUCUGGGAGACAGCCUGCUUAUGCCGUCUGA